Sycon ciliatum is the source of this 1125-nucleotide messenger RNA. RefSeq lists its product as uncharacterized. The transcript is spliced from 5 exons. The coding region runs from base 1 to 1125 and encodes 374 amino acids. Lineage: Eukaryota; Metazoa; Porifera; Calcarea; Leucosolenida; Sycettidae. Gene Ontology annotation, biological process: cell-matrix adhesion. The record is from RefSeq and is a predicted model, not a curated record.
AUGAGCAGCAGCUGUGCUGAUGGAAGAGGAAUUUGUCAAUGCAAGCCAGGGUACACUGGAGAAAAGUGUGACUCUUGUACCAGUGCUAACCAGUACCACUCUACAACUGACGGUUGCAAAGAAUUGUAUAAAGGACUUCUGUCGCCAACCAGUGCAUCCGGAUUGGUCCAAGGGAAUGUAGUGAAUCUCACAUAUCCCUUUGUCUUUGGCUCUAAGUUCACCUCAUAUAACCAAGUGACGGUGUCUCUUGAUGGACUAUUGUCCCUGAAUGGUUUUUCCGGAGGCUACAAUUUGAACUCGCGGGUGAGAGAGGAGCGUGCCAUUGUCGCCCCCUACUGGACAUCGCGCUCUGGAAACCAGGCCUGUUCCAAUGGAACCGUGAAAAUACAUCACUUCAACGAAAAUGUGGACAAGGCUGAGUUAGAUACUAUUAAAGAGUUCAUUAAAAAGUUUAAUCCCAGUGAGGAGUUUAAGCCACGUGAGGCCGUUUUUGUAACCUGGUUGGAAAUCCCUGAAAAUGACCAAAACAACAAGCGUAACACAUUCCAGGCUAUGAUUAUCAGUGAUGAGUGCCAGUCUUUUACUUCGUUCAACUAUCAUGAUAUAAGCUGGGCAGGUUAUCCGUAUCCGGUCCUGGCAGCCGGCAACAUCCUCAAUGCAAAACCAGUUAGUGGAAGACUAUACAACCUGACCAAUGGCUGUAGUGCUAAGCUACGUGCAAAGAAGCACUGCCUUGACAAUGUUAGACCUGCACCCUCUCUUGGCAACUCGAGUGUGGAUAUGACCGAAUGUCCGUCCAACAUAAAAAUUGCAAAUGUCGCUACAGCGUUCAUAAGACAGGAACAAAUUACCGUUCACGAUUGUUACCUCUCCGGUCCUACUACAUCAAGUGCAAGUCAGGAGAUAGCUUCAGAAUGCUGUUACUCUAAAAGUGAUGGACAACUGAUAGACACGGGUCUUUACCAACCAUUCCAAAGGAUUUCAGCAAACGACAGUGCAUUGCGUGACAUCUGCCAAACUGGUGGCAUGCUGUCUCAUUUCUUCAAGAACCGCAACUCUCCCAAAGCUGUGGACCAGCGUGUCUCCAUCAAACAAAGUAAGCAGAUGUGUCCUGGAGCAUUUUGA